Messenger RNA from Botrytis porri, 597 nucleotides. RefSeq lists its product as uncharacterized. Lineage: Eukaryota; Fungi; Ascomycota; Leotiomycetes; Helotiales; Sclerotiniaceae. The record is from RefSeq and is a predicted model, not a curated record. The transcript has a single exon. Bases 1 to 597 code for a protein of 198 amino acids.
AUGUCUACUUCAUACACCAACACCGAGUACACGUGCGGACAUAUUAUAGAAAAAGAAGCAGAAACCCGAGAAGCAAGCGAGGAGCCUUCGCAAGAGCCCAAGAAGCCAUUGGCACGCGCUUUGACUGGGAAGUUAAAGAAAGGAUUGAAGCGUGUUCUCACUUUGAGAGCUGCCAAACCCAUCACGCGCUUUUCCAGAUCGAAGUGUCCAGCUUGUGCCCCCCCAGCUCCAAGUCAAGACACCUCCCAGCCUGAAGAAUCCGAUCUCCAACCUCGCCACAGCGAUGAAAUCCUCAGGGAGGAGAUCCUCUCGCAAGAAAAACUCGCACCUUUGGAGCCCACCAGCGACUGGCGCCGUGAGCAAGCUCGAAUUCUCCUCAGGGCCGUCCACAAAGAAACCCAGCGCCGCGAAGCGACUCAACCAGUUCAAACUCGAGAGGACACACUCGCUACUCUCGAAGGCCGUCGUCCCACCAUCCAGCAUCGUCCCACUCUGCCCCUCGGGGGUAACUGGGAUCCCAAGGAGGAGGAAUCGCGACCCCAAUUCGACGAGCUCGACCUCUUCGGCUACGUUUCUUCCGACCCCGACAGCGAGUGA